Molecule: messenger RNA, 978 nt
Organism: Rhopalosiphum padi (bird cherry-oat aphid)
Lineage: Eukaryota; Metazoa; Arthropoda; Insecta; Hemiptera; Aphididae
Gene: mRpL30
Exons: 4
Coding region: 293-841 (182 amino acids)
Biological process (GO): translation
Cellular component (GO): large ribosomal subunit; mitochondrion
Molecular function (GO): structural constituent of ribosome
Source: RefSeq, a predicted model, not a curated record
UUAUUAUUUCUCACUUUUUCAGUAUGUUAACUUUUAAUUUAUAAACUUCAGCACUUACUAUUUAACUUACGAUUUACUGUUCUUACUCUAAAUUAUAAUUGCUAUUCGGUGUCCAUCAACUAUCAGUGAACACUGACCAGUUAUCUGUUUUCUAUAGUGUUAAAUUAUUCAAUAGGUACUUCAAUGUUUUAAAUUUUAAUUAUUAACUAAUAACUACUUAUUAGUUUUAUAUUUUAUUAUUGCAAUUAAGAAUAAAUAAAUACUUAGCAAUAACCAACACAAUUUUAUAAAGAUGACCAGUCUAAUUAAACAUUCUAUAAAUAAUUUAAACAAAUGGUAUUCAAUGACUAUGGUUGUACGAGGUUUAAAAUCUUGGACUGGUGGUAAAAAAUACCUUGGAUUCACAUAUUACCCUAGAGAAGGUGAAGUUGACCCACCAUAUACACCAACAAAAUUAUUCAUGGUUCAAAGAGUUAAACGAUAUUUAUAUAAUCCGUAUUGGCAAAAAAAAAUAUUGACUGAUAUGGGCUUAGAUCAUAAAAUAAGUGAUAUAGCUAUUGUAAAAAAUACACCUGAGAUGAAUGCACGAUUAUGGAAAGUUAAACAUUUAAUAAAAAUAACACCAAUACAAACACCUGAUGGAUUACCAGAAAAAGAAGAUUAUUGGGGUACACAUUUAGAUAGUGAUGGUGUGUUUAGGAUUUCAAAAAAGUUUUUGCCCGAUACUAAGCGAUUAGAAGCUACCAAAGACUUUGAAAAAUUGGCCAAACGAGUAGAUAAAGAUACAGUUGAAAAAAAUUGUCGUAAUAAGUGGUUAAAUCCAUGGUCUACGAUCAUAUAAUUUGACAUUAUUGUUUCUUGUAGUACUAUAAAAUACCUGAAUAUGAUGUGUUUUCAAUUACUUUUUUAUAUUAAUUUAGUUAAAUGAAAAAGCAUAAAAUUAUGUUUAUGAAUGAAAUAAACCAAAUUUUAUCAAUA